Alternaria arbusti is the source of this 1305-nucleotide messenger RNA. RefSeq lists its product as uncharacterized. The record is from RefSeq and is a predicted model, not a curated record. The transcript has 3 exons. Gene Ontology annotation, cellular component: nucleus. Lineage: Eukaryota; Fungi; Ascomycota; Dothideomycetes; Pleosporales; Pleosporaceae. Bases 1 to 1305 code for a protein of 434 amino acids.
AUGGCGAUUGCCGGCUCUAGUGCCCAGUUCACAUCGCCUAACGACCCCCUCUUCACAUUAGAAGAUGGCAAGCAGAUGAAUAGAGAGGAGUUCAUCGAGGACAUAAUGCAUGCAACCAAUACGUGUAUCAACAUCUGCCAAACACAUGGCGCUGUCAAUGAGCAUCAUGCUACUUGGAGGCGCAUGGGCGACAGUGUAUCCGCGCUCUACGCUGCGGGAAUCCACUGCGAGGCUUGCAACGUAGACGGUAGCAACGCAGAACCAUUCUUCAUGCGCGAGUUUAGGAGACGACUCUACGCGGCGAUAUAUUAUGGCGACAAGACACUAGCGGUGUUCUACGGAAGGCCUCCGAUGAUGGGCUGGAGAUACAGUGACCGCAAGAUGUUGUUAGAUAUUAGCGAUCGCGCUAUGGCCUCGGACGAUACUGAAGUACUCAAUGCUGAGCUCUCGAAGCUCGACAGCGACGGUUGGAAUACCGAAGGCCAUCUGUACCCUACUACUUUCGGUAGGAUGCGAUGCCAACUUGCUGUGUUUAAAGAGAGAUUGUUAGAGCAAAGUCUUGCAGGCGAAAAGGAUAGUGAAGUGGUGCGGAAUGUCGAAGCAAUCUCUGCCGAAUGUGCCGAAUGGUGGAACUCGUUACCGACUCACCUUCGCUAUGAUACAUAUACCGAAGAAGCCGCUUGGGUAGACCGCGGUCCUGGUCUGGCCAUGCGGCUGGUCGCCUACUACCUGGAUUACCUUCACGUACAUUUCCAAACGCAACGCCUCCUUCAUCGGAUAACGCAACAAGCCCUGCCAGCAUUGUUGGAAGUGUCUCUGAAGCUACUGGUGUCCUCACUCGUGGCUUCCAAGCCGCAAAACCGCAUAUACGAAACUCGUCGCCAUUUCCCCACUGUCAUUUUAUUCUACUGUUCCCCAGCUGCUGGUGUAUUGGCACUAGAGCUCCGGAGAUGUACGAUUGAGGGCGUACCACUACCUAGCACAGUCUCCCGGGCCGACAUUAUCCGUAACCUUUCCGUGCUGACUUCAUGUUUGGAAUGGAGCGUUCUUCCCGGCGACGGCAAUCUCAAGCUUUGCAACGAGCUCAACAAAAUGCUCGCACUGGUACUAGAUGAGGUCCUCAACUACGAACCUCCAACCAAAGGCACACCAGAUGCCGGUGACGAUACCGCAGCUAAUCUGACCGGGAUGGGGCAGGGAUUCUUCGAUAUGCCCAUGACCGAGGGGCUGGAACCUAUACCAACAGAGUCGUCCGACUUUCUGAACUGGCUAGACAACGCAACGUGGAAUAAUGCGGUAAGCUGA